Molecule: messenger RNA, 1084 nt
Organism: Populus euphratica (Euphrates poplar)
Lineage: Eukaryota; Viridiplantae; Streptophyta; Magnoliopsida; Malpighiales; Salicaceae
Product: germin-like protein subfamily 1 member 16
Exons: 2
Coding region: 10-780 (256 amino acids)
Molecular function (GO): manganese ion binding
Source: RefSeq, a predicted model, not a curated record
AGGCUCUGCAUGCAAGCUCUCACGCCUUACCCAACAAACAAUACCCAAGAAGGAAAAAAGAAAAGGAAAGAAUUCAAGGUAGCAAGCCAAAGAAGAACCAUGAUGAAAGUUGCUCAUUUGAUAGCAGUUUUUAUUCUCUUGGCUCUGGCUUCCUCAUUUGUCACUGCCUAUGACCCCAGCCCCCUCCAAGACUUCUGCGUCGCAAUAGAUGAUGCUAAUUCUGCUGUUCUUGUUAAUGGAAAAUUGUGUAAGAAUCCAGGCCUCGCCACUCCUGAUGAUUUCUCGUACUCGGGGCUUGAUGUUCCUGGAAACACAUCAAAUCAACUUGGAGCACGUGUUAAUAUCAUCACAGCCGAUCUAAUGCCUGGGCUCAACACUCUUGGCAUAUCUUUAGCACGGAUAGACCUGGCGCCAAACGGUGGCCUAAACCCUCCACAUUAUCACCCCAGAGGAUCGGAGGUUCUGCUGGUUUUGGAAGGCACUCUUUAUGCUGGCUUUGUCACCUCAAAUCCUGAUCAUCGCCUCUUUACCAAAAUCCUAAAACCAGGAGAUCUCUUUGUAUUCCCAUUCGGCCUCAUUCACUUUCAAUUGAAUAUUGGAAAGACUCCUGCCGUUGCUAUUGCUGCAUUAACAAGUCAAAAUCCAGGGGUUAACACAGUAGCAAAUGCAAUCUUUGGAGCCAGCUGGCCUCUUUAUCCUGAAGUUCUCACCACAGCAUUCCAUUUGGAUAAAAAACUUGUGGAGGAUCUCCAGAGUCAAGAAUGGGUGAACCCUACAUAAAUAUUUUCUAAAUUUCCCAAAUUCGCAUAGUUGAUAUGCGAUAAUAAAGAAGUGUUCUAUGCCUUCCCCUUUCAGAGUCUAUGUGUUUUUCGGAACGUUCUGCACCUGUUUUGUUAAGCUAAUAAUUUCUCUGUCAAGUGUCAUGUUGCUGAAGGGUUUAUACUCUUCGGUUGAGGUUUCCCUUUUGGAUUAUCCACGUCCGAUCUGUAUUUUGAUUAACUUAAGAUGGCAAGCUGCCAACUUCUUUUCAUCAUGUACCAAGUUUAUGUGUUGUUUGAUUGUAUGUUGUCACUUUCUUUCCUUC